AUGGGAAAUUGUUGCUGUUGCCUGGCAUCUUUGUGCAAAGCAGCAGAAGUUGAUUUCAAACCCAAAACUAACACAACCGUUACCUCGGAUAGUCCCUUGUUGCGCCAGCCCUCUAUAAAACGCAAAAUUGUCACGGGGAUUUAUUCCUACGAAGCCCGAGAACAGAGUGAUGUCUCCUUCCUCAAAGGUGACAGGAUGGAAGUCCUGGAAGACUGGGAAUCUGAUUGGUGGCGAGUUUUGCAUUUGACCACCAGACAGGAGGGAUUGAUUCCUUCAAAUUUUGUUGCAGAAGAGCGCAGCGUCGAAAGCGAAGAUUGGUUUUUCGUUGACAUUUCUCGUAAAGAAGCAGACAAGCUCCUGAUGUCUAAUGAGAAUCCACGAGGUACUUUUCUGGUCAGGCCUACAGAAAAAAAUCCUCAAAGCUACAUAAUAAGUGUGAAGGACUGGGAUGAGCCACAAGGCUAUCAUAUAAAAUACUAUAGAAUCAAAUGUGUCGAUGAUGGGCAUUUCUAUAUCGUCAAGCAUCAGAAAUACUCAAGUCUGCCUGCACUGGUCACGGCUUAUAUGGAUGUAGACGUGGUCAAAGCUGCUAUAAUAACUAUACCUGUACUGACAAAGGUUUGCAAAAAGAUCAGACCACGACUUUACGAUUUGAGCAACGAGACUUCAAAAGCUAUAAAUUGGGAAAUACCAUUCGAAGACAUUGAUAUUGGUGAGAAGUUGUCAAGUGGAAACUUUGGCACCGUGUAUCUUGGUUUAUGGAAAGGUAAAACAGAAGUGGCCAUCAAAAAAUUGGACAAGGCAGAUGUCAAGUCGAUAAAUGAUUUUAAGCAAGAGGCAUCGAUUAUGAAGACUGUGAGACACAAACAUCUCCUGGCAUUGUUGGGAAUUUGUCAAACCGAUAAGGAUUUAUAUAUAAUCACCGAGUACAUGAAGAAUGGUGCUUUGCUCAAUUAUUUGCGCGAGAGAGGUACCAUGCUGAAGAAAGCAGAUUUGUACGAGUUUGCAGAACAGAUUGCAAGUGGCAUGGUUUAUUUGGAAGAGCAUAAGUACAUCCAUCGCGAUUUGGCAGCCCGUAAUGUUCUAGUAGACAAUUUGUUCAGUGUCAAAAUCUGCGACUUUGGUCUCAGUAGAGCAAUUCAGGACGAGAUCUACGAAUCUAGAAGUCGUGUUUGCGCUGUAAAAUGGACAGCGCCGGAGGCGCUUGAAUUCCAAAAGUACUCCCACAAAUCAGACGUCUGGAGUUACGGUAUUGUCCUUUAUGAAAUAUUUUCCUUGGGCAAGGUUCCGUAUCCGGGAAUAACGGCUUUGAACAUAAUUGAUAAUCUAAGCAAUGGACAUCGGAUGGCAAAACCAGAUUUGGCGAAUGAUGACAUUUACGAAUUGAUGCUGAAGUGUUGGGAUUGGGACAAAGACAAGAGACCAGGAUUUAAGGAAAUUCACAAGAUUAUGAAUGGGAUUUGUGAUAUCGGGUAUUGUUUUUACAAUAGUGAUGCAGCGGUGGAGAAAGAUGCGUCUUAUGACAUACAAAGUGAAGAUUUUGAGGCUGCAGACCAAUACUCCAAUCUCAAUGAACCUUUAUAUUUAGGCCACUUCUCAUAG
Molecule: messenger RNA, 1602 nt
Organism: Ctenocephalides felis (cat flea)
Lineage: Eukaryota; Metazoa; Arthropoda; Insecta; Siphonaptera; Pulicidae
Product: tyrosine-protein kinase Src64B-like
Exons: 3
Coding region: 1-1602 (533 amino acids)
Biological process (GO): protein phosphorylation; cell differentiation; cell surface receptor protein tyrosine kinase signaling pathway
Cellular component (GO): extrinsic component of cytoplasmic side of plasma membrane
Molecular function (GO): signaling receptor binding; ATP binding; non-membrane spanning protein tyrosine kinase activity
Source: RefSeq, a predicted model, not a curated record